GUAAUAAAAUAUCAUUUAAGAGGGAUAAUAAUCAUGAAACUCUUAGAAAAAAUGAUAUAUGUAGAGUUUUUGAUGAUAAUAAUGGUGAUAUGGGUCGUGCCCAUGAGUUACGGUCAUGGAGCGAUGAUUGGUAAUGCAGUCGAAGCACCUGAUGUAGCGGAAGCACCAGGGAUUAAUGACCCAAGCAAGGCACUCGACACUAAUUGGUAUGACGCACGAGCCACGUUCUACGGUGACAUCCAUGGUGGCGACACUCAACAGGGAGCUUGUGGAUACGGUAAUCUAUUCAGACAAGGCUAUGGUCUAGCCACCGCAGCGUUAAGUACGGCACUCUUCAACGACGGGUACACAUGUGGGGCUUGUUAUGAAAUCAUGUGCACGCGUGAUCCACAAUGGUGUUUACCCGGAUCCGUCAAGAUCACAGCAACAAACUUCUGUCCCGCAAAUUACAGCAAAACCACAGACCUUUGGUGCAACCCACCACAGAAACACUUUGAUCUCUCCUUAGCAAUGUUUCUCAAGAUUGCCAAGUACAAAGCCGGGGUUGUCCCAGUUAGAUACAGACGUAUUCCUUGUAGCAAAACUGGUGGUGUCAAGUUUGAAACCAAAGGAAACCCUUAUUUCUUAAUGGUCUUGAUAUACAACGUAGGAGGAGCUGGAGAUAUUAAGUACGUGCAAGUUAAAGGAAACAAGACCGGGUGGAUAACAAUGAAAAAGAACUGGGGGCAGAAUUGGACCACUAUUACAGUAUUGACCGGCCAAGGUUUAUCGUUCAGGGUUACAACGAGUGAUGGGAUUACAAAAGAUUUUUGGAAUGUGAUGCCAAAAAAUUGGGGGUUUGGACAGACUUUUGAUGGUAGGAUUAACUUUUAGGAGAAUGAUUUGAGUUUUAUUAUAUGUGUCUUACACAUAAGUUAUGUAAUACGUACUUGCAAUAAUUAAAAAUAAAGAAGA
Messenger RNA from Arabidopsis thaliana (thale cress), 954 nucleotides. It is a transcript of the gene EXPA22, whose product is annotated as expansin A22. The transcript has 2 exons. Gene Ontology annotation, cellular component: extracellular region; membrane. Lineage: Eukaryota; Viridiplantae; Streptophyta; Magnoliopsida; Brassicales; Brassicaceae. Gene Ontology annotation, biological process: plant-type cell wall organization. The record is from RefSeq and is marked reviewed. Bases 34 to 873 code for a protein of 279 amino acids.